This is a messenger RNA of Actinia tenebrosa (Australian red waratah sea anemone), 2495 nucleotides long. RefSeq names its product WD and tetratricopeptide repeats protein 1. NCBI's taxonomy places the organism in Eukaryota, Metazoa, Cnidaria, Anthozoa, Actiniaria, Actiniidae. Gene Ontology annotation, molecular function: protein binding. Gene Ontology annotation, cellular component: cytoplasm; Cul4-RING E3 ubiquitin ligase complex. Gene Ontology annotation, biological process: negative regulation of fatty acid biosynthetic process. The record is from RefSeq and is a predicted model, not a curated record.
ACCCAGCCACCUGCUGGAGAAAUGUUGGUUCGUCCAACAAAAAUAUUCACCGUACAGAAAAGUGUAUAAGCGAAAUGCUCAAAAUAUUCCCAAUACUUAAUGCUUCAACCUCGAAUCCCUCAUGUCUGGCAAGAGUAUUAAUCCGUUAACGCGCUGGGUGAGUUUCACGAUGGGAAGAGGAGUUUAACCGUGAUUUUUUGGGGGUUCGUGUCUGUGAAAGUUUAGAUAACGCAGCUCUCGACAAGAAGGGAGAAGAAAAGUCUACUUUCAGUCUUGUAAACACUCUUGUUUACUACCAUGAACAGUAAGAAUAUAACAAGUUGGCUGAACAGAAGAGAGACUGACUCGCUGAUCACGCGAAGAUUUGAACGCCAAAUGCAUGUUGUUCCUUCUUUUACUGAAAGAUUUGGUUUGACUUCAGAACUCGAGGGUCAUACUGGAUGUGUGAACUGUCUUGAAUGGAACUCCACUGGACAGCUAUUGGCAUCAGGUUCUGAUGACCUUAAUGCAAUUGUAUGGGAACCACUGCGCAAGAGAAAGUUAUGUACAAUAAGCACUGGACACACUGGAAAUAUAUUCUCUGUUAAGUUCCUUCCAUGCACUAACGAUGAAAUUGUAGCAACUGCCGCUGCUGAUGCCAAAGUGCGUAUCCACAGUGUCGAGAAAGCAGAGAACACAAGUGCAUUUCACUGUCACAUUGGGCGUGUCAAGAGACUUGCCGUAGCCCCCAAUUCACCUGAUAUGUUAUGGAGUGCAUCAGAGGAUGGCACGAUAAGGCAAUUUGAUCUUCGUCAAGCUCAUUCAUGUAACUCCAGCAGCAACAAAAACUGCAAAAAUGUACUUAUUAAUCUCAACGUUCAUGUUGGUGCAAUGGCAGAAGCAAAGUGCAUUGCAAUCAAUCCUGUUCGACCGGAGUUAAUGGCCGUAGGAUGCAAUGAUCCAUUUGUGCGUGUAUAUGAUCACAGAAUGCUAUCGACACAAAACUCAUCGCUGGAACAAAAAGCUACUAACGGAGGUUCAACCAGUCUGGAGGAAGCUCGACUUCCUGUAGGCUGCGUCAAGUACUUUGCACCAGGUCAUUUACCCCCUCGGUUGAGUAAGGACUUCCCUCGUCCAUUACGUGCAUUCGUUGCAACAUAUGUUAACUUCAGCCCUGACGGCAAUGAAGUGAUUGUAAAUCUUGGUGGAGAGCAGAUUUAUUUGUUUGACAUAAGGAAACCCGUAUCAGUUGUAGGCUAUCGACAAUUUAAUGGACUCAGUGAUUCUAUUACGAGCAAUGGUGUUGUUAAGGAUGUCAUAGACUGUAUGUCAUCUGCUACAUGUGACAAUAAUUCUAAUGUUGCUAAUGGAACUACCAAUGGAUUUAAAAUUCUGCCAGUGAAUGGUAAAACUCUCUUAUUAUCUAAGCCAACCAAUGGACAUAAAGUUUUGAAUAGUUCUAGUCUACGCAAGGAUCUGCCGCCAAAGGCGCUAGAAUUAAAGGCUUUAGGAAAUGAAGCAUUUUGUAAGCAGCAGUUUUGGACUGCGGUUAAUGCAUACAAUGAGGCUAUCAGUCUGGCUCCUAAUUCUGCUAUUCUUUAUGCUAACCGUGCUGCAGCUUACAUCAAACGAGCCUGGGAUGGUGAUAUAUAUGCGGCAUUACGUGACUGUCAUAUUGCCCUGGGUUUAGACCCACACAAUACCAAAGCACACUUCAGGAAAGCAAGGUGUCUGUAUGAGUUGCGCUGGUGCCAAGAGGCUCAGUACUGUUUGAAUCAGUUCAAAACAAAGUUCCCUGAACAAGCUGAUGGUACUGCUGCUAAGACACUGGAAAGAGAGAUCAAAGCUGCUGCUUUUGCAGAGACUGAAGAACCUAAUGAAAACGGCUCUUCAGAUAAGAACACUAGAACAGAAGGAGGGUCAUCCCGCCGUCGACAGAGAAGAAUGAGUGUCAUAUCAGACCAGGAAAGAGUAUUCAGGUCCUAUUGCUAUGACUACAGCAGGCGAUUCUGUGGACACUGCAACACAACGACUGAUAUUAAAGAAGCUAAUUUCUUUGGGAGUAAUGGACAAUACGUUGUUGCAGGCAGCGACGAUGGCUCUUUCUUUUUAUGGGAUAAAGAGACUACAAACCUUCUCCGUGUCCUUAAGGGUGACGACUCGAUCGUCAACUGCUUACAACCACACCCUUCUAUUUGUCUCCUAGCAACAAGUGGUAUAGACCCUGUCAUACGGUUAUGGGGUCCUAGACCUUUGGACGGCAAGGCUGAAGGACGACAAGUUGAGGAGGUUGAGGCUGCUGCAAGAGCAAACCAAAAGCGAAUGAAUGCUGACCCGCUAGAGGUCAUGUUAAUGAACAUGGGUUAUCGGACAAGAUUCUCUACUGUUGACGAUGAUGAGAAUGAUGACAAUCCAGUACAGUGCCGCACAGCUUGACGCUAAUAUUCUCUAUUGCUGUUAUUAGAUUGAAGCUAUCAAUAAUAUGAUAUUAAAUUCAUAAGUAUCUCUAAACACAA